AUGGAGUACCUUACAAAUAAACUAGAAAUGGUCACAGUCGACGACAAAAAUAUCAGUUCUAUAAUGGAAAGAAAAAACUUAAAAGGGAUAGACGGUUACUGGAAGCAGCCCGAAAUAUUUAUUGGCGUCAAAGACUUCUUCAAGUUUAUCAAACUAGAUGCAGCACAAGAAUUGGAAUCAGGAUUUCUGUUACUCAGGGCAAAACUUGGACCAAUGCUAGCCGGGAAUGGUUAUAUAAAUAAUAUUCGCAAAGCAAGUGCUACACCAAUAACCUCAGCCGUAUCAUGCAUGGCUAGCGUAACGAGCCACGAUGACAGAAAGCUAUGGAGAUCACGGAGUAGAUUGGAAAAUUCGGAGCAUAACAAAAUAGUGGAUGCUUACAAUCCUUAUUACAGCUAUUUUGAUGAGUGCUAUAAAAUUCAAGUGGAAAGUGGAGAUAGAAAAAAAGAACUUGAAGAUGAUGAUGAAAAAGAUGAAGUUGAGAUCGGAAUUGAAAAUAAGGAUAUCGACCAAGAAAGUAAGGAAAGCACAGUAGAAGCUCAAACAAAAGCUGAAAUCUGGCAUCAAAGCGACUGUUUGCAGUUCAGGGGAGACUGGUAUUCUGCCCUGGACGGAAGAAAUGGUUGGUGCAAGAAAAGGUAG
This is a messenger RNA of Loa loa (African eye worm), 642 nucleotides long. RefSeq lists its product as hypothetical. Bases 1 to 642 code for a protein of 213 amino acids. The record is from RefSeq and is a predicted model, not a curated record. The transcript has 2 exons. NCBI's taxonomy places the organism in Eukaryota, Metazoa, Nematoda, Chromadorea, Rhabditida, Onchocercidae.